Molecule: messenger RNA, 5626 nt
Organism: Morone saxatilis (striped sea-bass)
Lineage: Eukaryota; Metazoa; Chordata; Actinopteri; Moronidae
Gene: bsk146
Product: brain specific kinase 146
Exons: 5
Coding region: 303-1634 (443 amino acids)
Biological process (GO): peptidyl-threonine phosphorylation; peptidyl-serine phosphorylation
Molecular function (GO): protein serine/threonine kinase activity; ATP binding
Source: RefSeq, a predicted model, not a curated record
AUAGGACGCAGAGCCCGAAGGAGGCUGCAGGAUGCUCGGCGCCACAUCUACCGUCUCACCGCUGCACGGAGGCUUCUCCCGGCACACCGAGAGCAGGCGAUUCUCCCGGCUCACCUGGCCUUAGUAUGCGCUCAGAUCAUCCCGUGUGUCUAUCAGCAGCCUGGGCUGACAGGGCGGACUCUACAGCUCCCAUAUGGGAACCAAUUGAAGGUGACACCAGGUGUUAGCUGCUCUUGUCCUGCCUGAGCGUCCGUUCCCCAGUUUUUUACCCCACUGGUCCGUCCCCUGAAGCAGUCCCCAGCAUGAGUUCCUCUCCGCUCGUGUCUCGAGCCAACAUGGACAUCCUGGACGAGCUGCAGCUGAUCGCAGCCCAGAACCUGGAGAGGCUGGAGGUCAACAAGUAUUACGAGGUGAUCAGGGAGUUGGGCAAGGGUACCUACGGCAAGGUGGACCUGGUCAUUCACAAGAUCAGAGGUACAAAAAUGGCACUGAAGUUCCUGAAGAAAAAGACAACCAAGCUGAAGUCGUUCCUGCGGGAGUACAGCAUCUCCCUCUACCUGUCUCCCUGCCCUUUCAUCAUCAACAUGUUCGGCAUCGCCUUCGAGACAGACGAGUACUACGUGUUCGCGCAGGAGUACGCUCUGGCAGGAGACCUCUUUGAUAUCAUUCCUCCACAGGUCGGUCUUCCUGAGGCAGUGGCAAAGCGUUGUGUGCACCAAGUAGCCAUCGCUCUAGACUACCUGCACUGUAAGAAGCUGGUCCACAGGGACAUCAAGCCUGAAAACAUCCUAAUUUUUGACCGAGAGUGCCGCAAGGUCAAGCUGUCUGACUUCGGCAUGACCCGCAGAGCUGGCUCACCAGUGAAAAGAGUGAGUGGCACCAUCCCCUACACGGCCCCGGAGCUCUGUGACGUGUCCCGCCAUGAGGGUUUCUGCGUGGACUACAGCACUGACGUCUGGGCCUUCGGCGUGCUGCUCUUCUGCAUGCUGACCGGCAACUUCCCCUGGGAGAAGGCGCUGCCUUCCGACUCCUUCUACCAGGAGUUCAUCCGCUGGCAGAGGAGGAGGACGAACACGGUGCCGUCCCAGUGGAGGCGCUUCACCGAACAGGCCCUCCGCAUGUUCCGCCGGCUGCUCUCUGUGGAACAGGACCGCCGCUGCUCCGUCAAAGAGGUCUUCGGGUACUUCAGCCACUCCUGGAUGCUGGAUGCGGAGAACAACAACAACAAUGGCAACAGCAAUGCCGGAAGUGGUGGGGAGAGGGUUGGUGGCGGCGGAGGAGGAGCAGGAGGGGGAGGUGGAGGAGGGGUGCGGGGAGAGGUGAACGGCACUAUCUCAUCAUCCUCGUCCGGAGAAGAAGACGAAGAGCUCCUUGUGGAGAGGAUGAAGCAGCAGACUUUAUCUCCUCUCUCCCCGCUGUCACCUCUCUCUCCCAUGUCUCCGGUGGUGGUGGACAGGGGUAACGGCGGCGGGGCUAAGGGCGGGAUGAUGGAACCAGGCGGCGGCCACCAUUUCGUGUCCGUCUCCACCAACAGCUCUGUGUCGUCCACCAACAGUUACGAUCGGAUGCCGCGAGAAAACAGUUCGCCCGGCGGCCGCAUGCUAGUGGCUACGCCCAUUGAAAUCUGCGUCUGAAUGCGUCAGAAUGUUAAUGUUGUCACAGACUCACCAGUACACACUUUUAUACCUCUCAUCCAACCACGUAGACGUGCAUGCUUGGAAAAAGAAACAGACAAUGAGUACUAACACGUAUCCUGUCUUAAACAUCUUGGGAAAGGAAGAGCACACACGCAGAAGAGAAGGUAUUUGUAGAAUGCAUACAUUCCUCAUGAAGUAGGGUUUUUGGUCAAAGUGGAGUCAAGAGUCCAAGAAAAGCCCCAUUUACGCUUUGAUUUCAAUGACGCGUGCAAAUCCAGUUUUGUGAAACCCAGAGGAGAAGUGAAAGAUUGCUUCCAUUAGAGAUUCUGUCACUGAAACCAUCUGACAAGAUGACCAAAAUGUAUUUCUCAAAGCAAUACUUCCAGCAAAAAAAGAGCAAAUGGAGACACAAAAGAGUGCUGUGUGAUCUCUUCAGGACGUGACCGAGUGUCAUUUUUGAAUGACGCCAAGGGACAAAGGAUUUGUAUUUUUGAAGAAGACUAAAACAGUCCAAGGUAAUACCUUGUAAGAUAAAGACGAGCGAGCGGUGGUUUUAAAUGUUUCAUGUGUAACAAAAAUGUGAAAGUGCGAGUGUGUUUGUCGUGUGUAUCACUGUGUGUGUAUGAAUCCAAAAGAAGUGGAUUUAUUUUGCUUUGAGAAUUGUAUUUAUUUGAAUCUAAAAAAGACUACACACUAUUUUUUCUAUUGUUUUUUUGUAAAGCAGCUUUCUCUUAUUUCCGUUCCACUUCAAUUUGUUGUAAUUUGAUGUUCUGGCAAAGCUGUGCCAAAUCUACUUCUCUGUGCAACAUAUUUGGUUGGCUGCUGUACAUAUUAGUAUGAAUAGUUGUAUUUUAAGUAUGAGGUGGUUUUCAGACGGAAUAUUUUACCGUCCAUGACGUCAGACUUGACUGAGAGAAGGCUUAUGAUGUCUCUGUUCUUCAUGUCAAACAUAUCUACUUCACUACUGAAAGACUAUUUUCUACUCACUCUCGAAAUUCAGUUUGUAUAGCUUCUGUUUUCUUUGAAACCUUUUUCCGAAACAUUCUGUUUGUAUUGCGUAUGUUUUCUUCGAAACUUUUAGCAAAAUGUAUUAACUGGAAAGGAAAAAGAAAAAGGAUCACAUAGCAUUUUCAAUUCAAUCUGAAGGAAAAAAAAUCACAGAAGAUGUUACAGUCACCUUUUAUAAAUUGCAUGACAAACUCAAACUUACCUUUUACGAAAAAUUUGAACUGGCUUUACAAAAAAAAAACCUCGGGGGGGAAAAAGGACAAAAAGAAACGUAAAAUGUUGUGAUGUGGAAUUUUUGCCGUAGCACAAUUUCUUGCAUUAUGUCCCAGAGUGAAUAUUGCCGUCAUGAUCUCCUGAGACAUCCUAGGGCUAAAAAAAUCUGAACAAUAAUUAGUUUCUACUCAGUGUGUUGUAUUUGUAUUGCUAUUAAUGUCGUGUACUUUUUACCACCUUCAGGAGCAGAAAAAAAGCAAAGCAUGAGGACAUAGAGUGAGAGGCUUGAAUUUAAACCACAGGUAGGGAAUUACAUUAUGUAAUUUUAGAAGAGAUUUUUGCUUCUAAAUUGCCACUUUUAGUAAAGUAGUGUGGCGUUGAUGUUUUUUUUACCAAGUUAAAAUUAACAGCAAAAAAAGUAAUUUCUUUCUUUGACUCAUCCUGAAUAUUAUCUAAAUAAUUUGAAGAAAAAAAAAGCAUUGGAUCAUACACAGGAAUGGGCGUUUCGUGUGUUGCUUUCCAGACAUAAAUCUGCAUGAACUUGUAUGUGCUAAAGCUCUGUUGUGAAAACCCGCUCCGUGUUCCUCCUGUCACAAGCUGUAGUACUCUGUAGAUGUAGUAUAGCUGCAAACAACAUGUUUCUUUAUCUUGUGAGAGUCACUAGCCUCAGCUUGGAUAUGCCUGACUGAGGAACAGCUAACCUCAGUUCAGCCCUUACAUAAACCGUUUGGAUCAUGUUCAUCAAAGCUGCUCCCGGAUCAGUGAGCCAGUAUGCAAAUUACUACAUCUUGUGACAAUCUCUGACCUCAUCGGCAGCCUUCUGACUCAGAACAAAGGACGGUCCUGAUACAGACACUGUAGCUGUGCUGUUUUCUGUAGCCGCUUGCUCUCCGUGAGCCAGCUGCGAGCAGCGCUGGCUCUGCAGCGUUUACUGUGUAAGCUCCGGCACAUCAGAUUCAGCUGGUGAGGCCUUUCACAUGACCGUAUGAAGAGGAGAUUACAUGGGCCUGUACAUUACCUCAUCGUGUCAUUCUUUCUCUGCAGUAUUCUCCCUGAAACCACUCUUCUUCUCCUCCUUAGCCUUUCCCUGAUUUUCUCGGGGUAUCAAACCUCCCUCUUAAAAAGUAUUCAGUCUAAAGUCAAGUGACAAAUGUUGUACAUCUGGCAGUGGUGGAGCCAAGGGGUGCCCAGUACGAAAAUAAAUGAAUGAGAACUAGCAUGUAAUUAGUUCAGACUAUAUGGAACGCUACCCAUAAUAAAAACAAUAAUAAUAAUAAUAAAAUACGCUGCAGAAUUAACAUUGUUUAUUUGCCGUGCCCCCCUGCUUUAGUGAGUUGUACUAAUGCUAACGCAGGCAUUUUGAGAAGACAAUUAACAGCUUUACCUUUGUCUACAAGUUUCCCAACUGUUGUGUCCAAUCAUGAUUAUCAGUUGAUCACAGCUCGCUACUUCCCUCCACAUGUAUCCUCCUCGUAUUUUGGAGUACAAGGACUGCAAUUUCAAAUAGAAAGGGACAGCCCUAGUGGCCACAAUAGAAACUAAAUUCUAGACACCCCAUAAGUCCAGACAGCAUCACUUUUCUGGUCAAGCCAGCCUACCAAAAACCUUUGGUAGCCAGCUGCAAGUAGCCCUGGCAACAGGAUAUUGAAGGUGCCCCGUUGAGUUUUAAUGCAAACAAUGUUGUGUUGAUGCACUGCUACCUACUUACUGCCACCAACUGUCAGCAAAAUAGCUUAAAAACCGAGUUCCACUACUUCCACUACUACUCGUGUGUGUGUAUGUGUCCCAAACCCAUUCGUAAAACACUGCUUAUAGCACUACUAGUGGUCAAAAACUCCACAGGUACCUUUAACUUUGCAGUAUUGUCUCUCAGUUCAAGUGCAGACAGCUGUUUGCACCUACACUGCAUCAAUGUGGUGUAGUAAAGUGUGUUCUGACAUUAGUACGUUUUAUACUUCUCCGAACGAGGAGAUUCAUCAUUAUUCGGGCUCAUUUUAAGCAAAAUGGCCAAAUUGUGGUCAUAAGCAAACAUCCUCUAACUUCCACUUAAUUGUUAACAGCCUAUUAAAUAUGAUCUCUGAUGGUGUACUCUAAGCAUCUGGUUCAUUUAGCAGUGAAUGGAUUAAAAAGAACAUGGCACCGUGCCACGCAGAAAAAAACUGAAAAAGGCAGAUUUCUGUGACAGUGAAUAGUCAACCACUCGUAUGCACACUGUUUGGCUCCACCACUGCGUGAGAUAAUUCCACUUGUUGAAAUGCUGAUACAUUAGUUUCAGAUGGUGGUGAGACCAACACCAAGAAAUUGAUACUUGAAACUAAAGAAACAAGUUGACUUUCAGUAUAAUCUCAGUAUAAUUUAAUCCCAGUGGAGGACACCAGAAUGUUAGAAUGGAUAUUUUGGUAUAGUGGUGUGUUAGGAUGAAACAUGAGUUGCUCCUGAUACAAUCAGGUCCAGUAUCCGCUGCAGCUGAGGACACCCGACCUGGAAGGAAGGAUGAGUCAUUAAGGGAUACGUCACCUUUCCCUUUUCUUCCUCACAACGCCUGAAUUGGUCGCUGCUGCCUCCUCACCUCAUCCAUAACGUAAUGUGUUGUAAUGGAGUUCCAGUGUCUUUACUGUGACAUAUUUCAAAGCAUCAUUAUUUUGGUGGAGUUUUAGUGAGUAGAUGAUCACAGCACUAGAACUCGUAUCCGGUUCUGUCUUUGCAAUACAACUGUCUUCCUGUAAGCUGAGAUUUAGUCAAUAAAAUGAGAAUUCUUGUUGGAGUGA